Aspergillus pseudotamarii is the source of this 1755-nucleotide messenger RNA. Its product is annotated as SKIP/SNW domain-containing protein. The coding region runs from base 1 to 1755 and encodes 584 amino acids. NCBI's taxonomy places the organism in Eukaryota, Fungi, Ascomycota, Eurotiomycetes, Eurotiales, Aspergillaceae. Gene Ontology annotation, biological process: mRNA splicing, via spliceosome. Gene Ontology annotation, cellular component: spliceosomal complex. The transcript is spliced from 3 exons. The record is from RefSeq and is a predicted model, not a curated record.
AUGACUUCCAUUGCAGAGGGGCUUUUUAAAUCCCUUCCAAAGCCGAAAUACACCGGCGAGGAUGAGGAGAUCCCGCAUCACGCGCAGCCCCGUGGUCCGCGGGUCGUGGGCGCGGACCAGAUCGAUGAGUCUCAGAUUGUACUAAGGAAAACCGGUCCGCCCCCGUAUGGAAACCGUACCGGAUGGCGUCCUCGAGCCCCCGAAGAUUUUGGCGACGGUGGCGCGUUCCCCGAGAUUUUGGUCGCACAGUAUCCGCUCGACAUGGGCCGGAAAGGUUCAUCAUCGACAUCUAAUGCACUUGCUGUGCAGGUUGAUGCAGAGGGAAAGGUCAAAUACGAUGCGAUCGCGCGACGAGGCCACAGCGAUAACCGGAUUGUGCACGCCUCCUUUAAGGACUUGAUCCCGCUCCGACAGCGGGUGGAUAUGGGUGAAAUCUCGCUUGACCGGCCGUCAGAAGAGGAAGUCACGGCACAGAUGGAGAAGACGAAGAAUGCGCUGGCGAACCUGGUGUCGGGAGCCGUGGCAGCACAGAAGCCUAAGAACGUGAAGGGGGGUAGUCGGGCGGAGCCGACCUUUGUUCGUUAUACGCCUGCGAACCAGAUGGGUGAUAAUUCUCGGAAGAAUGACCGCAUCAUGAAGAUUGUGGAAAGACAGCAGGAUCCUAUGGAACCGCCGAAGUUCAAGCACAAAAAGAUCCCUCGUGGACCGCCGUCGCCGCCCCCGCCGAUCAUGCAUUCGCCGCCGCGGAAACUUACGGCCGAAGAUCAGGAGGCCUGGAAGAUCCCACCGCCUGUGUCGAAUUGGAAGAAUCCCAAGGGUUAUACGGUUCCGCUCGAUAAGCGUUUGGCCGCAGAUGGUCGUGGCCUGCAGGAUGUUACUAUCAACGAUAAGUUUGCUCAGUUUGCUGAGGCUUUGUUCACUGCCGAUAGACAUGCUCGUGAGGAGGUUAGACUGCGUGCUCAGAUGCAGCAAAAAUUGGCGGAAAAGGAAAAGGCGCAGAAGGAGGAACACUUGCGGGCACUUGCCCAAAAGGCCCGCGAAGAGAGAGCUACCAGCAGCCGUCGCGACUCCCGUGCGGUGUCUCGCUCUCGCUCUCGCUCUCGCAGUGUCAGCCGCAGUCCGUCUCCGUCCUCUGAUCGAGGCACUCCGAGUGACGACGAACGAGCUGCCCGGGAGCGUGAGCGCAUGCGUCGCGAGCGCCGUCAGGAAAACGAGAGACAGCUCCGUCAGUCGAGAAUGGGUACAGAGAGACGUAUUCAAGCAAUGGCUCGUGAACAGAACCGUGACAUCUCGGAGAAGGUCGCUCUGGGAUUGGCCAAACCGACUCAGUCUUCCGAGACUAUGUGGGAUUCUCGUCUGUUUAACCAGACGAGUGGAAUGGACUCCGGAUUCAACGAGGACAACCCCUAUGACAAGCCGUUGUUUGCUGCGCAGGACGCCAUCAACAGCAUCUACCGUCCCCGGGCCCAAGUCGACGCCGACGACGACGAGGGUGGUGCUGAGGGAGAGAUGAGCAGGAUUCAAAAGUCGAACCGAUUCGAAGUUCUGGGCAAGGCUAAGGAAGGCUUCCGUGGAGCCGCUGAUGCUGAGGCCCGUGAUGGCCCUGUUCAAUUCGAAAAAGACACCACUGAUCCCUUCGGCAUCGACAGUAUGAUUGCCGACGUCACUGGUGGAGCUGGACAGAAGCGCUACGGCAUUCAGGAAGUCGAUCGUGAAGACCGUGGCUCCAAGCGCGCCAGAGUUGACGAGGAGUAA